AUGCACACCCUCCUGCUGUAUCCAUCAGAUCCACAAGUAGAACAGAAGGGGGAUUUCUUUGCAAACCCAUCAGAUCGCAUAGAAUUGUAUGAUCCAUCCAACGAUGAAUAUUUCUUGCACUUAGUUGGUUCAUCUAACGGCCUACUUUGUCUUGCCAAUAUGGUUUUCAAUAACGAGUGCGGGGUAUGUGUUCUCUGGAACCCUUCUAUUCAAAAAGCCAUAACCCUUCCCAAGCCUAAUCUUCCAAUUCACGGUUCGUUGAACCAAUCUGUUGGCUUUGGGUAUGAGCCCAUGACCGAUGAUUACAAAUUGGUGAGGCUCGUAGAUUCCGGAGGCACUGAUAACAUUCCUUACAACAAUGUUCCACCUCUGGUUGAGAUUUAUACGCUUCGAACCGGCAUAUGGAGAUCUUUUACGGCCCCUGGUCCUCCCUACAUCAUAUGGGAUUCGUCCUCAUCGGAUGAAGCCUUUGGGGAAGUGGGUAUGCCUAAGAGUUUACAAGGGCUUGAAGACUUGAACGUUAGUGUGGCUCUAGUUGAUGGAUUGCUUGCGCUUGUCCCUCGUAACUCAUGUGGCAACGAGGCGUCUCAUGCCGUGUGGGUGAUGAAAGAGUAUGGAGCGGAGGAAUCUUGGAGUAAGCUGUUUGAUAUUCGCAUUGGGGGAUUUGAGAGGGUGAUAGGCUUUACAAAGAGUGAUGAAGUUCUAGUGCAAAAGGCUCAAAGGUUGUUUUCUAUCGGUCCAAGUAGCCGACGAUAUUUGGAUCUUCCCAUUCGUGGCCUAGAGGAUAUUUAUUUGGAUACUUAUGUGGAGAGCCUUGUUCUACUGAAUGCAGCUGACCGAGUUCCAGGAUGA
This is a messenger RNA of Alnus glutinosa, 852 nucleotides long. RefSeq names its product F-box/kelch-repeat protein At3g06240-like. Bases 1 to 852 code for a protein of 283 amino acids. The transcript has 2 exons. The record is from RefSeq and is a predicted model, not a curated record. NCBI's taxonomy places the organism in Eukaryota, Viridiplantae, Streptophyta, Magnoliopsida, Fagales, Betulaceae.